Homalodisca vitripennis (glassy-winged sharpshooter) is the source of this 7950-nucleotide messenger RNA. RefSeq names its product afadin (gene cno). The record is from RefSeq and is a predicted model, not a curated record. Gene Ontology annotation, cellular component: adherens junction. Lineage: Eukaryota; Metazoa; Arthropoda; Insecta; Hemiptera; Cicadellidae. Bases 287 to 5974 code for a protein of 1895 amino acids. Gene Ontology annotation, biological process: signal transduction; regulation of protein localization. Gene Ontology annotation, molecular function: cell adhesion molecule binding. The transcript is spliced from 35 exons.
AGAUUUUGUUUAGUGGAUUUGUUGAGCUGUUCGUUCGCGGACGUAGAGUUGUAAAUAAAUUAUGAGUUUUCGAACUGAGAAGUGGCGUUCGUGAGUUAAAAAGUUUUAAAAGUGGUUAGAUAAGAAUUAUAUUUUAUCACUGUGAAUAUGAGGUGCAAUGAAAAUAAUUUUUUAUUACGAGAAUGAAGUUUUCGAAGUUGUGUAAAGUGUUCAGUGCGACGUUGUGUUUUUACUCACCUUGCCUACGGCUACCUGUUUGAAGGAUUUAUAAUUCCAGCCGGGCAGGAUGAAUCCCGAGAUGGCGAUGGUGGUGAAGCGGACCGAGGAGCGGGAAGCACUCCGGAGUGUUAUCGCCCAGUGGAACGCCAACCGCCUGGAUCUCUUUGAACUGUCUGAGCCCAACGACGAUUUGGAGUUCCAUGGAGUCAUGCGGUUUUACUUCCAGGACUCAGGGCAGAAAGUGGCUACCAAGUGCAUCCGGGUGGCUAGCGAUGCCACGGCACAGGUAGUCAUAGAGACUCUCAUAGAGAAGUUCCGGCCAGACAUGCGCAUGCUCUCUGUCCCGGAGUAUGCUCUUUACGAGAUACAUGAGAAUGGAGAUGAAAGAAGGCUGGAGCAGGAGGAGAAGCCACUGUUGGUGCAGCUCAAUUGGCACAAGGACGACAGAGAGGGCAGGUUCCUCCUCCGCAGGAUAGAUGACAAGACUAAUAGAAUGAUGCCGGAAGGGACUUUUCAAGAAGGAGGUUCGAGUUUCAAGAGAAAACUGUCAAAAAGAGAAAAGAAACAACUGAAGAAGCAAGAGAAACUGAACAGAAUGAAGAGUACAAGUGGAGUUCCCACUGAAGAAAAUGACUCUGGGGUUGCGGAAAAACUCUACACAGCGUUGCCUGAGACUAGUUUCACAAGAUCGAUAUCAAACCCUGAGGCGGUAAUGCGGAGGCGGCGACAUCAGCAGCUAGAAAGGAAGCUGCAGCAGUUUCGCAGCAAGGAUGGUGGCCCGGACACAGGUGGUACACUCAAGAUCUACGGGGAGUCGUUGUGUCGGGAUGUGCCAUACAAGACUUUGCUGCUCUCGGUGGGGGACACAGCCACACAAGUAGUACGCGAGAUGUUGGUCAAGUACGGGCUAGAUCGCGAGGAUGCCCACAACUACUGCCUUGUCCAGGUGAACACAGCUGUGGACCCGAAUGCUGAGAACAAGGAAGUGGGCCCUGGGAACAAUAACACCAUCAACAAUCGAGAGUACAUCCUUGAUGACGAUGAGUGUCCGCUGGCCAUUCUCAUGAAUCACUCCCAGUCUAGAGGUUCUAUUAUGUUUCACGUGCGACGUAGACCGGCUGACUAUCAUCCGCGCAAGAGAAAGAAAAAGCCGCAGCAGAAAUGGAACCAUCAGAGCAGCACAGAAAUGCACGAAUACCGCUACGAGGAUGGCUUUGAUAGGUUGCCUUUCUUCUUGGAACUGAACCCAGAUGGAAGUGAUAUCGCAGGAGGGACUGCCAAGAGACAUCGGCUGCAUCCCAACGUGACGGAGGUGGGCAGUGAGCGAGCAUCACCGCACUCACAGAGCCAAUCCCUCCAGCUGUUCGGGCCUAACGUGCAGCCGAGACACUGUGUCAUCGCUCACACCGAGGGUAUCGUCACCGUCACGCCUUGUAGCCGUGAUGCUGAGACCUAUGUCAACGGCCAGCGGAUAUACGAGACCACAAUACUGCAGAAUGGAUCUAUAGUAAAAUUUGGCAGGAUACAUAAUUUUCGAUUUUGCGAUCCAUGUCAUGACGAGAGAAUACGACAGAGACAUGAUUCUGCAAGAACAGCUCAUGAUUAUUCGUAUGACAGACAAUCCACUGGCAGUCAACCCCCUGUCACUCCCACCCCUACUCAGAACUACGAGACCACAUUCGACGUGGACGGCAACAUCGAGACACGCUCCACCUCUAGUCUUGGCAACAAAGAGGAGACCCGCUCACAACGCUCGGUUGGCAGCAGCAGUAGGGACGGCAACAGGUUGUCCAACUACGAACGUUACCCACGUGGCAAUGACCCAAUUUUGCCGGCUGUGUUGGAACUUAGAGAAGAGAAGGAGGAGGCGUUGUUACAUGCAUUAAUAACUGAUUUGGAACCAAGUGUUUUGGCAUUCAAAUUGGCACCAGCGUAUACUCUGUAUCUAGCCGCCAGGUACCGGGCCAGCACGCACUACCGACCGGAGUUGACGCCGACUGAGCGGGCAUACAGGCUCACUCUCAUGUUGGCAAAAGUGGCGGCCAUGAUCCACAAUGUCAUACAGGAGAGGUAUUGUGAAGUAAAAUCACUAGCUUUGUGGUUGGCCAAUGCGUCAGAACUGCUGCAUUUCCUGAAGUCUGACAGACAUGUGUCAGCAUUCUCCUUGGAUGCUCAGGAUACUCUGGCUGAUGCUGUACAGAUAGCCUUCAGGCAUCUCGUGGCUUGUCUGCAGGGAGAGUUAGCAGCUGUUAUGCCUAACUUCCUGUCGGAGAGGGAGGACCUCAGUCAUGAUCCAGAAGAUUCAUCUACAGCAUCUGUGUUGGGUGUGUUGGCGUCGGCCAUGGCUCUACUGCGGCGCUGCAGAGUCAAUGCAGCUCUCACCAUCCAGUUGUUCUCUCAGCUGUUUCACUUUGUCAACGUGUGGUCCUUCAACCGCAUAGUAGCACCUAACAGCCAGUACUGCAGCAGGGCGUGGGGUCUGCGACUCAAGGCUAGGCUUGCACAGGUUGAAGUGUGGGCAGAACGACAAGGCUUGGAAUUGGCAGCAGACUGUCACUUAGCUCGGAUUAUGCAAGCGGCGCACCUACUUCAGGCGCCAAAGUACUCAGCAGAAGACCUGGCUACACUGUCGUCAACAUGUUUCAAGCUCAACUCUCUCCAACUGCGAGCUCUGCUACAGAAGUAUCAACCGACCCCUGACGAGCCCAGGCUACCACACGAGCUCAUCGACAAUGUGGUCAGAGCCGCAGAAAACUUGGCUGAUGAGCUGGCUCGUUCGGAUGGGCGGGAAGUGAAGCUGGAGGAAGAGCCUGAACUAGCUCUACCGUUUCUCUUGCCUGAGGAUGGCUACAGCUGCGAGGUGGUGCGGGGUAUUCCCCCUGGGCUGGUAGAGUUUGUGGGACCCCUGCAGCAUGCGGGUCUAUGUCGACUCAGUGCUCAGCCCACCUCCAACGGCCUCUGGACCGUCUACAUGGGUCCAGCAAAUCCCAUGGUUCGUAGUCCAAGUGCGAUGAGCAACCGGUCAGGGGGCUUUGUGCCGACCCAGCAGCAGCCUGAAGUGCAAAUCAUCAAACUGCACAAAUCCAACAACGGUAUGGGACUCAGCAUUGUGGCGGCUAAGGGUGCCGGACAAGACAGACUAGGCAUUUACAUCAAGUCAGUUGUGAAAGGAGGAGCUGCAGAUGCUGACGGGAGACUGCAGGCUGGUGACCAGUUGCUCAAGGUGGAUGGUCAGAGUUUGGUCGGCAUCACCCAAGAAAAGGCUGCUGAGUACCUAGUGAGGACAGGACCUGUAGUAACACUGGAGGUAGCCAAGCAAGGAGCCAUCUACCACGGACUGGCCACUCUGUUGUCUCAGCCCUCCCCUGUAAUGGCUAGAGGUCCAAGGCGUAUGAGCGAAAGGGAUCUGCCAUCUCGAGUAUUGAGCGAACAGCAGAACCUAGUACCUCGAGGCCAACUGCCCCCUCAUGCACCUCAGAUUCACAGUUCCAAAUCAGUCCCCUCCCUACACAGUGGUAACCAUGAGUUACACGGCGGUGGAGGAGUAGUUGUGGGGGGAGGGGUGGUCGGCCGUAGCCACGAGGUGUUCAACCCCGGCUACAGCCGCACCUCCUCCACCAACAGUAUCCCCCAGCGAACCUUUGAUGGCCAGCCUCCCCCCAACACACUUCGGUCCAGAUCGAGUCAGAACUUGACAGACCACAGAGGGUCCAACCUACCCCCCAAUGGUGGCGGAAACUUAGGAGGCAGACAAGCCUCAAACCCUAGUUUAGCUCAGACACAACCCCCACAUCCUCACACUGCCUACCAGCAACACCAUCAACAGCACCAGCAGCAGAACAGUCCGUCGGGAGAAAAUGGAGAGCGGUUCUACCAGAAUCUGAGCAUCUACAGGAACCAGGAGAUACAGAAUGGGUUUAUCCCUCAGGGUUCUGGACGGGGGAAAUUGCCCAGCCCUCAGGAUGACAGAAGCCCGGCUCAGCUACAGAAGAGUUUCCGAGGGUCACAGUCGUCCCUGAGCACCGGCCGACCUCCCGACCAGAGCCUCUCACGGCCAGCCUCAGCCUACCUGCCCCAGCAGGCCACUGGCCACCAUCCCCCACACUUACAGCAGAACAUGGCCCCGCGGUCUCAGUCUUCCAGAGACAUGCUGCGGCAGGAGGCUAAGCUGCAGGAGAUGUCCGAGGAGGUGAGGCGGAGAGAACUGAGGCUCACCUCUCCUCAGUCCAGGCUUCAGAUGCCUCAAGGACCGAUACAAGGGCCACGACCUGGCUAUCCAGUGGAGCCAUACAGUAAUGGUCCGGGUUACCCUCAUAGUCCACGGUCAUUGAAGCAGCAGGAGUCUCCUGGGGGCUACCGGGAGUCACCCCCACCACCUCCACCCCCCACCUCUACACACCCUCUGUACCAGCCAGCCCCACCACCCCCCAUGUACCAGCCAGCCCGCUACGCUGCCAGCAUGGGAGAGCCCCCUCGUGGUGGCUACUACCCUGCCAACAACACUCAGCCUCCCCGCCCUUAUCAGUUCCAGGGAACUAACCCAUGGGAGCGUGAGGAACGUGAAAAGGAAAUGUUGAUGCGCAAGGAGGCAGCACGGCAAUGGCGGGACCAGCAGAUAGCGGAGCUGACAGCAUUGGGGGCUAACAGAAAUCAGCAACAGGAGGAGCAGUUGCGGGCGUUACGGCUGGAGAAAGAGUUUGAGCGGAGAGCAGAGGAGGAGGCGGAGGAGGAAGAGGAGGAGGAUACGGAAAGUAACGAGCGAGUGCAGGGACUGCUUCGUGUGGCCAGACAACAGGACGAGAAGCGACACGCUGCCCAGACCACUCCCAGUCCUGCCCCUGCUCCGGCCCCUGCCCCUACUAGGCCUCCACAGCAGCAGGUCAACGGUAUAAUAGGCCGCACCACCAUGCCUCCCUCCAACAAUUAUCCAGCCAACCCCGUGAUAGAGGAGAAGGAAAGACUUAGACGACUGAAAGAGAUGAAAAUGAAACAGGCUGAGAUGGAGGCAGAGGCUAGACUAAAGAGGAGAGAUGAAGAAUUAAGACAGCAGCAGAUAAACAAUUCUGCCAACCUACAGCAGCAAGUUACACCGCUCAGCAGUCACCCCCGCCCCAGCCCUGCCCGCUCCAACAACACCCCACCAUCUCAUCUGAGACUGGACAACCUGAUCGUGAACCAGCCCGCCGCUCCUGGCCAAUAUAACGGGUACAGCCCUGGCCAGAGCAGCCCGGCAGGGGCUCCUCCACAACCCCCUGAGCGUGGCUCCAGCUUCGCAGUGAUGUCACAGACCCAAGGUCGCAGUCCCAACACUCCCAACAACAACUCUGUGGGGGCCAAACGUGUCUCUUUCCAGGACGCAUCUCCUCCAUCGCCACCUACCAACGCAGCUCCACCGCUCGACAAUAUACGUGAGGAUCCUAAUAACUUUAUAAAUGAUGCAGAAACCAUGCUUGCGUCACCAACGAGUCCUGACACACCUUUCACAGGCAACACCCCAGGAGUGAUCGGAGCUCAGGAAGUGUACAAGGAUCCUCGUACAAGAAGACUUCAGGAACAGCAAAACCAAAAGAUGAUGACAGCGAAGGUUCCAGAAAAGUUGAGUUUUAAAGAGAAGAUGAAGAUGUUUGCAAUGGAGACAGGUGAAGAUGGAACUCCCAGGGAUAAGGUGAAGAUCUCAAGAGCUCAACGAGACAUUGACAAUAUCGGUUCUCCCACCACACCAAACAACAACACGUCGGUCAGCAACAACAACUAGGGUAUUCAUCAGGAUACCUUAGAGAAUUAAUAUCUGAGAUAAAUAUUACCGAAUCCAUUGCUCCCAACAACAUUUCAAUCAUCAACAGCAAUUAGGCUGUGUGUUUGGGGUAUUUCCAUCUCAAUAUUUGCUAGAAUUUGAUUGAAUGAAGCAGAUUGAUCAGGAAAAGAAACAAGGAUUUGAGCGAGUAUUUUAUGUCUAUGGACAUCUGUGUUUCAGUCGGUCUAGCCCACCACUGCCGACAACACUUUGGUCAUCAACAGCAAUUUGACCAAGAUGACCGAAUCAUUGCUUCUAACAACUCUUUGUCAACAGCAACAACUAGGAUCUUCAUCUGGACACUUUUCAGUCUGAAUAUUUGCAUUAAAUAUUUGUUUAUCAGCAGCAACAAGGAUCUUAACAAUAUUAGUGUCUAGAUAAUUAAUUGUGAGCUGAACUAUGCAGUGUAGACAAGAACUAUCUAGAAAAACUGUUCUUUGAUGUAUGUGGACUAACUCGUACAGGUGAACUGCUGUACACGAUUUUAUUGGAACAAAUUCCUAUCUCUUGACCGUCCUUAGCAAAUUGUACUUUAGAAAUAAUGAAAAAUUAGUUGUAGUGUGAUAUAAUAAAUAUAAAUAUAUUAAAUUUUCACAAAAUUAUAUAUUUUAAAAUUAUUGUACAUUCCAUCGAAAUGUAACUAAGUUAAAGUAAUUACAAACUGUACAUUAAUUUUCUGUUUUUCUUUUGUUAUAGUGUUAUAAAUAAAUUAGUAAUAAUUAGAUUAUUUAUUUUUUCACAUUUUUUUACAGAGUAAGAAUAUUUUUAAAUAUUUUGUUAUAUUUAUAUGGUGCUCUUGCACUUGCAUUACACACAGCAUUUUGAAGAGUAUACAUUGUUUAUUUGUUUUAUAAAAUCUCUGUGCUUGUAUCCUAUUUUUGGAUUAAUCUUUUGACACAUAUUUCAUGUAUUAUUAUUAUAUUUGUAGAUUCAAAUUACAAACUUAUUCAAAAGUAAUUAUAUCUAUACAGUACUGUAACCAGGACCAAUUUCCUUGACCAAAUACGUGUAUUUUAUGGUAUUGACUGUCCUGAUUGUGUUGCCUUUAUACAAAGUGCUCUCUAUGUUCCUACCCUUUACGCACUUUCAGUGAAAAUCUUACUGCAAUAAUCUUAAUAUAAGUAUAUCAUUCAUUCAUUUAUUAGGAAGACAGUAUGUGUGAUUACAAGAUUGGCCCAAACCUAUACUUAUCUCAUCAUUAUUGAAACUACAUUAUGUGUGUUAUAAAUAGUAGAUACUAUUUAUCUAUUUCACAAAAAUCUUUAAAAGUAAAUACAUUUAUUCUUAUGAGAAUAGAGUUUGGCCAAUUUCGUACCUAUUGUAUAACAGAUUAUAAUGUAUUUUUGUAUAAUCAUUCUAGUGGCCUUGACCCGUGUGGAUUUCUUAAAGCAAUAAUGUUUGCAAGGCUGACUUGAGAUUGAACAAAUGCCACCACUACAUAUAUCUCUAAUCUGUGUGUGUGUGUUUUGUGUUAUUCUAUUCAGCAAGUUAGACUUACCUGCGCUAAAAAUGUGAUAGAAAUGAUCUUUGUAUCUUAAGGUAUUUUGCAAGGUUAACUAACCAUUAAUGAACAAAUAUUUUUAUAGAUUGUUACAAUAAUUAUAUUAUUGAGCUGGCUUAGUAAGAUGUUGUAGUUUUGUAAAAUAUAUUGCUUUUUUAGGUGUAUGAGAAAAUAUUUUAAUCGUGAAUUUUGUUUAUAAAUUGUUGUUUAUAUUUUAUUUGGUUGAGAUUAAUAAACAGUAAAUAUAUUUUCUUGUUAAGUUAUAAUGAUUUUAUUGUUGUGUGUAAAGUGUAAAUUGUUUCAUAGAAUUGAGAAGUCAAUUAAAAGAAAUUGGUGUACAUAAGUUAUUCUUUUGCAUGUAUUUAUGUAAGUAACGUGCAGAUUGUUAUAUCAUAAGAUCACAAUGUGUGUAAAAUAAACAUGAUUACUUUAAAAA